Capra hircus (goat) is the source of this 875-nucleotide messenger RNA. RefSeq names its product selenoprotein K (gene SELENOK). The transcript is spliced from 5 exons. The record is from RefSeq and is a predicted model, not a curated record. Gene Ontology annotation, cellular component: Golgi apparatus; endoplasmic reticulum membrane. NCBI's taxonomy places the organism in Eukaryota, Metazoa, Chordata, Mammalia, Artiodactyla, Bovidae. The coding region runs from base 115 to 393 and encodes 92 amino acids. Gene Ontology annotation, biological process: endoplasmic reticulum calcium ion homeostasis; calcium ion transport.
GGUUACUGUUUUGUCUAUUCACGGCCUGUGAAGUCAGAGGGCGGCGCGGAGGGAGAUAAGGAAUCCAAGAGGGGCCAGGCGUCGCCGUCGCCCUGAAGGCGGAGGAGAGGCAAAAUGGUUUACAUCUCGAAUGGACAAGUGUUGGACAGCAGGAAUCAGUCCCCAUGGAGAUUAUCUUUUAUAACAGAUUUCUUCUGGGGAAUAGCUGAGUUCGUGGUUUUGUUUUUCAGAACUCUGCUUCAACAAGAUGUGAAAAAGAGAAGAGGCUACGGAAGCUCAUCUGAUUCCAGAUAUGAUGACGGAAGAGGGCCACCAGGAAACCCCCCCAGAAGAAGAAUGGGUCGAAUUAAUCAUCUGCAGGGCCCUAAUCCUCCUCCAAUGGCCGGUGGAUGAGGAAGGUAAAUGUCUGCUCUAAGAAGCAGACAACUGGACGUGCACUUUAAUAGCAGAAGGAAACCAUCAAGAAAUGGAGUGCUGAUCAUGCUGGACAAGUUAGAUGAACGUGUACGUCUAAACUAGGACUGCUCUGUGUCCUCACAGACAAAUGAAGUCAUGCUGGGAAUUCCCUCUGCAGGGAUCUGGCAUGACUGACAACGCAGUUCUAUAAAUGCACAUUUGUCUCAUCUUUUUUGUAUGGUCUGUGAAAGUGUUAAUAUAGUUUUAAUAAGUAAAUAUUUUUAGGUUACAAAGCUGACUUCUCAACUUCUCAUCUUUAUAAAAUGAAAACUCAGAAAGCUGCAAAUUUAAAGGAAAAUAAAAGACUGUGUAUUGAUUACUAUUAGUGUCACCUUUUUCAACUUAUAAAAUAUUGUUCAUUGUUGGGUUUUUUGUUCUCAUUUAUAAAUAAAUCACUGUGCUUAUUUCAGUAGUAUGCA